This is a messenger RNA of Trematosphaeria pertusa, 1395 nucleotides long. RefSeq lists its product as uncharacterized. The coding region runs from base 1 to 1395 and encodes 464 amino acids. NCBI's taxonomy places the organism in Eukaryota, Fungi, Ascomycota, Dothideomycetes, Pleosporales, Trematosphaeriaceae. The record is from RefSeq and is a predicted model, not a curated record. The transcript is spliced from 2 exons.
AUGGCGUUCUGGGACAAAAUGCGACCGUUUCUCUGGAAUGCCUUUCUCGUCAUCUCUAGCUUACCGUUUGCGCUCGCUCCAAUCAUCGUCCUCGCAACGGCGGCCGAGGAAGCAUCAGUCGGCUAUAUCCUCGGCCGCAAUUGCUACCCCAAUGGCCUUUGGAAAGAAGCCUCUGGCGCCACAUGGCGCAUCAUGGACUCCUCCUACUUCUUCACGCCGAACCUGAGCUUCGGCGCAAUGACCUUUACCCAGGUCAAAGUCAUCGACAUCGCAUGGGACCUGUGCGUCGGUCGCGGUGGCCAGUUACUUCUCGCCUGGGUGAACUACCGCGUGCUCAACGAAUGGUUGUUAUACCAUAUGGAAAUGCACCUCACAAGCUACAAGAUGUACACCGCUGUAGCGUUCGAGACGACCACGCUGAGUACGCUGGGCGUACUGGGAAAGGAGUUCUUAGCCUUUGGGCAGAAGAGUUGGAAGAGAUUCUUCAGGUGGCUAGCCGUGCUGUGCAUGCUGUUGGCCACGCUUUACGUGCUCGCUUUCCCAACACUGAUGGCGGCAAUGACGGGUUAUAUCACGACAUACAAGCCGUACGUCGAGGACUAUGAGCAUAAUCUCAUCGAGUGGGAGAAAGUCUCGCCGAUUCAAUACAUCAUCGAAGACAGCCACCGCGUCGGGAACUACAGCAAACCCCUCCUCGCAACGGACGACGACCCUGAUCUCACCAACGCGGUGCGCAACUAUACGGACCACUACAUGUACGAGAUCUUGUUCUUGCGGGACCCGGACGGCCCGUCCAAUCCCGAGCCUCGAAGCUUUACCUUCUCUGGCAGUGGACUCACCGUCUUCGUCUUCGAUGGCACAGUCACCGAGCUAGACUCUCCAACCCUGAACAUCACAUAUUUCACCAAUGGGUCUGAAACAGGCUCCAUUUCACCGGGCUUGACUCGCUACUUCUACUCGCUCUCUUCAGACCGCCAGGGCGACCGCUAUAAUGCGUCUUACAUCCACACGCACGGAUCUUGCAAGCCGAGUGAGACCUAUCAGUGGGGCUUCUCGUACAUAUUCCUCUUCAUGGUGUCUAUAUUCAACUUCAUCUGGUCGUGCAUUAUGGUGGGCAUGUGGUUGGAUGUUUGUAGAGGAAGUAGGAUGUAUAAGAGCGGUAGGAGGCCCGGGCUCCUGAGGAGCGUGAUGGAUAUUUCAACGGUAAUCAAGGAGGAGUUGGGGGAGGAGGCCGAGCGCAUGGAGGAGAAAGAGUUGAGGAGACGACUGAGAGAGAGCGAUGGCGCACUGCUGGUACCAAAGAAAGAGCUUAGGGUCACCAGGACGGAUGCUUCGGGUGCUGGUGUGAAGAAGAGGGGCUGGCGGAGAAGGCUGACGAGAGGGAGCACGUUCUAG